Molecule: messenger RNA, 3116 nt
Organism: Cynoglossus semilaevis (tongue sole)
Lineage: Eukaryota; Metazoa; Chordata; Actinopteri; Pleuronectiformes; Cynoglossidae
Gene: mief1
Product: mitochondrial elongation factor 1
Exons: 8
Coding region: 422-1837 (471 amino acids)
Biological process (GO): mitochondrion organization; positive regulation of mitochondrial fission
Cellular component (GO): mitochondrial outer membrane
Source: RefSeq, a predicted model, not a curated record
GUAUUUCCUUUUCCGUAUUGCCAGUAGAACGUGACCCCCGGCUUUGACAGGUCCCUGCUUCUAUUUGAGGACUAAAUUCAGAAGUCUCAUUUCAGUAAGUUGCCAGGGUGUCCCCCCUCUUUAUGUGUCAUCCCUAAUGGGCGGCUGGUCUCGCAGUGCUGUGCUGGGGCUGUACAAGGCGCUGCUCCGUGCAGGGCGUAACCUUCAGUACACUGACCGUAAUUACUAUCGCCGGGCUGUGGCUCGUGAGUUUCGCCGCUGCCAAGCCCUGACGAUACCUGAAGACAAAGAAGAAGCACUGAAGAGGGGCCAGUUUUUUCUGAGCAGCAGGCUGGGUGGGCUUAUGUAGGGGGAGGGAAGGGUCGCAGGUCAUCCUCAGGUGGGCUAAAGACUGUCUGGAGGACCACCUCCUAGCGACAGGAUGGCCGGGGUAAAUGGGGACCGUAAAGGGAAGAAGGACGACACAGGAAUUGGCACUGCCAUUGAUUUUAUGCUUUCUAAUGCGAAGCUAGUGUUGGGCGUGGGAGGAGCAGCAAUGCUUGGAAUUGCUACACUAGCUGUCAAAAGAAUGUAUGAUCGUGCUAUGAGUGCGCCCACUAGCCCCACCAAGAUGGAACAGUCAGGACAGAAAAGCUGGGAAGAGCCUGCCUGGAUGGGUUCAUCACCACGGGUGCUGAGCCAUGACAUGAAAUCCAAUGUCAGCAGGUCACUGCAGUCUCUGCCCACGUCGUCACAUGCUUUUGAACCAGACUACCUGAGGAGGACUGUGGGUCGAUCUGCUCUGGGAGCCAAAGGGUCAACUCAGUCCGAACUGCUCCGUGCCCGGAUGCGUUUGACCUUGCAGGAACACGCCGUGGCCAGGAGGGCGGCGCUGGACAUCUGUGCUGAGCUUAGAGUCUUCCUUCAUGCCAAAUUACCUGACAUGCCCCUCAGAGAAAUGUACCUGAGUGGCAGUCUAUACGAUGAGCUGCAGGUGGUUACUGCAGACCACGCCCAGCUCAUGGUGCCUCUGAUUCUGGAGAAGAACCUGUGGUCGUCCAUCCCAGGAGAGGACACCAUCAUGAAUGUCCCAGGUUUCUGGCUUGUUCGUCGGGAAAACUUAGAAUAUUUCCCACGGAAUAGCAGUUACUGGGACCGCUGCAUGGUCGGAGGUUACCUCUCUCCAAAAUCAGUCCUUGAGGUUUUUGACAAAUUUGUGGCCGGCUCCAUCAACUGGCCAGCUAUAGGUAGUGUUCUAGACUACGUUAUACAUCCUGUGGUUCCCUCUGAGACUCUGACGCUGGAGGUUCAGUACGAGACGGACAGGAAGCUGUUUGUGGACUUCCUGCCUUUACUUGUGAUGGAAGACGGUACCUCGUUGAUUGCUAAACCCCACCGACUGGCUGCAGAGCGCCACGAAAACCUGUGGCGCCAGAGCUUCCGUGUUGCUGAGACGGCCCGGCUCAGGGCGCUGGAUCAGGAGGACGGAGGCUGCAGAUGCACCUGUCUGAAGGUGACAAAGGCGGUGUGUAAACUCAACCCCGCCCUGAAGCAGCUAAACGCAAGCCAGCUCACCAACGCUAUUUUGUUGUUGAGUGAAAGUGAACGUGACUGGACUCACGAGGCGCUGGCCGAUCGUUUUCUCCAGCUGUUGCGAACACUAGUGGGACACCUAGAGGCCGGGAGGUUACCGUGUGCCCUGAGUCCAAAAGUGAAUUUAUUCUGUGAGCUCACUGAACAGGAGGUGGAUGAGUUGGGCUACACACUCUACUGUGCACUCUCAGAUCCCGGGGAGCUGCUGAGAACUGCAACCACGACAACCACGGUACUACACAGCACGUCUGCCAGUCACGACUAAUUGAAACUGUAAUCCUGUUUUUUUAUGAGUAACAGUGGCCUCAAGUCAACCUGCGAUUCCCUUAUCGUCUGCAUGAAAUGCGUCCUCAAAUAAAAAGACUAAUUUAUAAAUCCCUUUGGGAAUUUGAUCCACAGAUACAAUCACGUAAUGUUUGUGAGUUAAAACACAGUGGUGUGACCAUCCAAAAAUGUGUGUGUGUGUUGUCAAAGCAAAGACUAAUUAGAGUUCACUGCUUUCACCAAAGUCAUUGUAGAACUAAGGCAGCCUGACACACUGGUCAGGACGGAACCGAAGCCUGGAUGGAGUCAUAUCAUAUACAAAUGUUUAUUUAACUGGAAAUUUUAGGAACAAGAGGUUGUCUGAUGCUCGAGUCGUCUGUGCCACUGUGUCCAGAGAUUGAAUGUAAUGUUUGUGUCAAUGCCAAUAUUAAAGUUAAUAACCUGUUGCUCAGCCUGAAGGACUCAGAAUUAUUCAGGUGAAGAUUAUUCUCUUGUUAAAAGUACAAGGUUGGUAAUUGUAAUUCAUGGGUUAAUUAUUCACGGACGGCUGUUGUGUGAUAUAAAGAUCCAGAAAAGUAAAUAUUAGGAUAUGGUACUUUUUUUAUUAUUUGUUUUAGUGAGAAGCCACAUUAUUUCAACAGAGUUGGACCUAGACAAAAGCAUGGUCAUGUGACCCUCUGUCCAGUUCAGAGCAGCUCAUUGCUUCACAUCACUCUCUUGUGUUUGAACAUGUGAUAUGCUUUGACUUUUUGGUUCCUUGUUUGUACAUCUGAGCACAUCAUUGAUUGGCUAUGAAACAAACCAGUCCAUCAGCCACGGUUUGGACCACUCCUUGAUGUGGGUCACGUCCUAUUAUUUCAGUGUCUGUAGCUGCUACACAAUCCAUCCUUUAUCAGCUGCAUGAGGUGUGUUAACAAAAACCAGAUGGUUAUCAGCGUCCACUUUGACCCGUUUAAGUCGGAUCGGCUGUUGUGUAACAAACCCUUUAUGUCCAAUUAGUCUGAUCCUCAGCUGAGCUUCACUCAAAUGAAAGUACACCGUGACCUCUCAACAUCAGGUCACUGUUACUGUGCUGCAGCGUACAGAGUUGUAGCUGUUAAAGUAGCCUAUUCAAUGUGUUUAACUGUUGUUCACCGAGAUCUUUAGCCUGUUUUCUGUUCACGUUGUAGCCUUAAAAAUGAGAAUAAUACAGAGUUUAACCCUCGAGUCGUAUGGAAAUGUACAUAGUAAAUGAAUUAGGGUUGUCUUUGUGUCAUAUUAAAUAAAAAUACACAACACAU